CGGUCCAGUGGGGCGGGCCCGGCAAGCCCCUCCCCGCGGUGGGGGUAGGGCGUGCUGGAGCACGAGCUGCAGAGCGGAACCCGGCGACCUGGAGCAAUCCUGCAGAGUGGUCCUACCCUUUGCGAGGCGGCCUUCCCCACUCCUUCUCAGGUCGAACUCCAGGAUCCUUGGCCCUGCUCAACCGCUUUGUCCACAGGUUCUGCCUGGUGGGGGGGCAGGGAAGGCUGAGGGAAACCAGAAGCGGGACUCCCUCAGUUCUCCCAGGACUACCAGUUGAAGGGCCACUGCUAGGCGCCAGCCCCACCGUCAUGGGUAACCCAGAGGGACACUUCCAUUUCGCUAUUGACCGUGGCGGUACCUUCACGGAUGUCUUUGCCCAGUGCCCAGGAGGGCGUGUGCGAGUAUUGAAGCUGCUCUCGGAAGACCCUGCCAACUAUGCAGAUGCUCCAACAGAGGGUAUCCGUCGCAUCCUGGAACAGGAAGGGGGCAUUCUGUUGCCCCGGGACCGGCCACUGGACACCAGUCGCAUUGCCAGCAUCCGCAUGGGUACCACUGUGGCCACUAACGCCCUGCUGGAGCGACAAGGGGAACGGGUAGCCCUGCUGGUGACACGUGGUUUCCGACAUCUGCUGCACAUUGGCACCCAGGCUCGCUCAGACCUCUUUGAUUUGGCGGUGUCAAUGCCAGAGAUGCUGUAUGAGGAGGUACUGGAGGUGGAGGAGCGUGUGGUGCUAUAUCGUAGCGAGCCAGGUGCUGGUACACCUGUCAAAGGCCGCACAGGGGACCUGCUGGAGGUACAGCAGCCUGUGGACCUGGGGUCCCUGCGUGGGAAGCUGGAAGGGCUACUGUCCCGGGGAAUCCGGAGCCUGGCUGUGGUGCUUAUGCACUCCUACACGUGGGCCCAGCAUGAGCAGCAGGUGGGUACACUGGCCCGGGAGCUGGGCUUCACACAUGUAUCCCUGUCUUCGGAGACUAUGCCAAUGGUGCGCAUUGUUCCUCGGGGGCACACAGCCUGUGCAGAUGCCUACCUUACUCCCACCAUCCAGCGCUACAUUCAGGGCUUUUGCCGUGGCUUCCAGGGCCAGCUGAAGGAUGUACAGGUGCUCUUCAUGCGUUCUGAUGGCGGCUUGGCACCCAUGGAUGCCUUCACUGGCUCCCGGGCUGUGCUUUCUGGACCUGCCGGAGGUGUGGUUGGCUACUCAGCCACCACCUACCAGCUAGAGGGUGGUCAGCCUGUCAUCGGAUUUGACAUGGGAGGCACGUCCACAGAUGUGAGCCGCUAUGCUGGGCAAUUUGAGCAUAUCUUUGAAGCCAGCACAGCUGGUGUCACUCUCCAGGCUCCCCAACUGGACAUCAACACAGUGGCAGCUGGUGGGGGUUCGCGCCUCUUCUUCAGGUCUGGCCUCUUUGUGGUUGGGCCUGAGUCAGCAGGUGCCCAUCCAGGCCCUGCCUGCUACCGCAAAGGGGGCCCUUUGACAGUGACAGAUGCUAAUCUAGUCCUGGGUCGCCUGCUGCCUGCCUCCUUCCCCUGUAUUUUUGGGCCGGGAGAGGACCAGCCACUGUCUCAUGAGGCCUCCCGAAAGGCCCUGGAGGCUGUGGCCACUGAGGUCAACAGCUUCCUGACCACCGGGCCCUGCCCGGCCUCCCCUCUGAGCCUGGAAGAGGUGGCCAUGGGGUUUGUGCGUGUGGCCAACGAGGCCAUGUGCCGGCCCAUCCGUGCUCUUACACAGGCACGAGGCCAUGAUCCCUCAGCCCAUGUGUUGGCCUGCUUCGGGGGAGCUGGUGGACAGCAUGCUUGCGCCAUUGCCCGGGCGCUGGGCAUGGACGCUGUGCACAUUCACAGGCACAGUGGGCUGCUGUCAGCACUGGGGCUGGCCCUGGCAGAUGUGGUGCAUGAGGCACAGGAGCCCUGCUCCCUGCCUUAUGCGCCUGAGACCUUUGUGCAGCUGGACCAGAGGCUGAGUCAUCUGGAAGAGCAGUGUGUGGAUACCCUACUGGCCCAGGGCUUCCCCAGGUCCCAGAUUAGCACUGAGAGCUUCCUGCACCUUCGCUACCAGGGCACUGAUUGUGCUCUGAUGGUUUCUGCCCAUCAGCAUCCAGCCACAGCCCACUCACCUCAGGCGGGUGACUUUGGGGCAGCCUUUGUGGAGAGGUACAUGAGAGAGUUUGGCUUUGUCAUCCCCGAGAGGCCUGUGGUGGUUGACAACGUGCGGGUGAGAGGCACUGGCCGCAGUGGUCUUCAUCUGGAAGAUACUGCCAAAGCCCAGACUGGUCCUCCACGGUUGGACAAGGUGACCCAGUGCUACUUCGAGGGGGGUUACCAGGAGACACCUGUGUAUCUACUAGGAGAGUUGAGCUAUGGGCACCAGCUUCAGGGGCCCUGCCUCAUCAUUGACAACAACAGUACCAUCCUUGUGGAGCCGGGUUGCCAGGCAGAGGUGAUUGAGACAGGGGAUAUCCGCAUCUCUGUGGGGGCUGAGGCCCCCAGCACAGUGGGCACCAAGCUUGACCCUAUCCAGUUGUCCAUCUUCUCACACCGCUUCAUGAGCAUUGCUGAACAGAUGGGCCGCAUCCUGCAGCGCACAGCCAUUUCUACCAACAUCAAAGAACGCCUUGACUUCUCCUGUGCCCUCUUUGGGCCUGAUGGGGGUCUGGUCUCCAAUGCCCCCCACAUACCUGUGCACCUGGGAGCCAUGCAGGAGACUGUGCAGUUUCAGAUCAAGCAUUUGGGUGCUGACCUCCACCCUGGUGAUGUGCUACUCAGCAACCACCCCAGUGCAGGGGGCAGCCAUCUUCCAGACCUGACUGUCAUCACACCGGUGUUUUGGCCAGGUCAGACACAGCCUGUGUUCUAUGUGGCCAGCCGAGGGCACCAUGCAGAUAUUGGGGGCAUUACACCAGGCUCCAUGCCCCCCCACUCAACCACAUUGCAACAGGAGGGUGCUGUCUUUCUGUCAUUCAAGCUGGUCCAAGGGGGUGUCUUCCAAGAAGAGGCGGUGACGGAGGCCUUGCGGGCACCAGGCAAGAUCCCUGGCUGUAGCGGAACUAGGAACCUGCACGACAACCUAUCGGAUCUCCGAGCCCAGGUGGCAGCCAACCAAAAGGGCAUCCAGCUGGUGGGGGAGCUCAUCGGGCAGUAUGGUCUGGAUGUGGUGCAGGCCUACAUGGGCCAUAUUCAGGCAAAUGCUGAGCUAGCAGUCCGUGAUAUGCUACGGGCCUUUGGGACCUCCCGGCAGGCCCAGGGCUUGCCUCUGGAGGUGUCUGCGGAGGACCACAUGGAUGAUGGCUCCCCUAUCCACCUCCGUGUGCAGAUCAACCUGACACAGGGCAGUGCUGUAUUUGACUUCAGUGGCACUGGGCCUGAGGUGUUUGGCAACCUUAAUGCCCCACGGGCCAUAACACUGUCAGCCCUAAUCUACUGCUUGCGGUGUCUUGUAGGCCAUGACAUCCCACUCAACCAGGGCUGCCUGGCUCCUGUGCGUGUGGUGAUUCCUAGAGGCUCCAUCCUGGACCCAUCCCCGGAGGCCGCAGUAGUGGGUGGCAAUGUUCUCACAUCACAACGUGUGGUGGAUGUCAUUUUGGGGGCCUUUGGGGCCUGUGCAGCUUCCCAGGGCUGCAUGAACAACGUGACUCUGGGCAAUGCCCACAUGGGCUACUAUGAGACAGUGGCUGGAGGCGCGGGUGCAGGACCCGGCUGGCAUGGACGCAGUGGUGUGCAUAGCCACAUGACUAACACUCGCAUUACUGACCCAGAGAUCCUGGAGAGCCGGUACCCUGUCAUCCUGCGGCGCUUCGAGCUGAGGCCAGACUCUGGGGGUCAAGGCCACUUUCGGGGUGGUGAUGGUGUAGUUCGUGAGCUGCUUUUUCGUGAGGAGGCCCUGCUGUCUGUGCUGACUGAGCGCCGUGCAUUCAGGCCCUAUGGCCUCUGUGGGGGUGAGCCAGGUGCCAGUGGCCUAAACCUGCUGAUCCGCAAGGAUGGCCGCAUAGUGAAUCUGGGCGGGAAGACAUCAGUGACUGUGUACCCUGGGGAUGUGUUCUGCCUUCACACCCCCGGUGGUGGAGGCUAUGGGAACCCAGAAGACCCUGCCCCACCUCCCUGCUCGGCCCCCCAAUUCCCAGCCUUCCCUGAACGUGGCAGUGUCUAUGAGUACCGCCGGGCCCAGGAGACUGUGUGAAGGCCUCCACAAUAAAGAUUUACUUUAGACUUUCA
Messenger RNA from Fukomys damarensis (Damara mole-rat), 4210 nucleotides. RefSeq names its product 5-oxoprolinase, ATP-hydrolysing (gene Oplah). Gene Ontology annotation, cellular component: cytosol. The transcript has 27 exons. Gene Ontology annotation, biological process: glutathione metabolic process. The record is from RefSeq and is a predicted model, not a curated record. Gene Ontology annotation, molecular function: 5-oxoprolinase (ATP-hydrolyzing) activity. NCBI's taxonomy places the organism in Eukaryota, Metazoa, Chordata, Mammalia, Rodentia, Bathyergidae. Bases 309 to 4175 code for a protein of 1288 amino acids.